CAUCUGAGGCGUUGAGUGGACGUGUGCGCUGUCUGCUGUCUACAUAUUAAGUAUACGUACGAAUAUUAAGUAUACGCCGCAUGAUGCCAGUUUUUUCGAAAAUAUUGUCACUGCACGCUGCUGUGGGAAAUGUACGUCAUUACAGCGCUGCAGCGCAGACGCAGCUGCGGGAGUUGCUAGGCAAACAGCUGGAGGGGAUCAAGGAGGCGGGCACCUUCAAGGCGGAACGCAUCAUUACAUCCUCGCAGAGCACACAGAUUACGGUGCAGGGCAGUGAUCAGAAGAUACUCAACUUUUGUGCCAACAAUUAUCUAGGUCUAGCGAAUAAUCCGGAGAUUGUGAAGUACAGUCAACAGAUGCUGGAGCGUUAUGGCGCCGGUUUGAGCUCGGUGAGAUUCAUUUGUGGCACUCAGGAUAUACAUAAGCAGCUGGAGCAGAAGAUAGCGCAGUUUCAUGGCAGGGAGGAUACCAUAUUGUAUGCAUCGUGCUUUGAUGCCAAUGCGGGCAUCUUUGAGGCGAUUCUCACGCCGGAGGAUGCCGUGUUCUCAGAUGAGUUGAACCAUGCAUCCAUCAUUGAUGGCAUCCGUCUGUGCAAGGCGAAGAAACAGCGCUAUAAGCAUCGCGAUCUUAAGGAUUUGGAGCAGCAGUUGCGCUCCAGCGAUGCCCGACUGAAGCUAAUCGCCACUGAUGGCGUCUUCUCCAUGGACGGCAACAUUGCACCACUGGCCCGCAUCGUGGAGCUGGCCAAGAAGUAUGACGCCCUGGUCUUUGUGGACGAGUGUCAUGCCACGGGUUUCUUUGGUGCCACCGGAAGGGGCACAGAGGAGUACGACAAUGUCAUGGGUGAGGUGGACAUUAUCAAUUCGACGUUGGGAAAGGCGCUGGGUGGUGCUUCUGGUGGUUAUACCACUGGACCCGCCGAGCUCAUCUCAUUUCUGCGCCAGAAAUCGCGUCCCUAUCUCUUCUCCAACACCUUGCCACCGGCCGUUGUCGGUGUGGGCCUCAAGGUGAUGGAUAUGCUGCUCAGCUCUAGCGAACUCAGCCAGCGUGUCCAGAGCAACACUCAGCGCUUCCGGGAUGCCAUGACAAAGGCAGGAUUCACCAUUGCCGGCGAGAAUCAUCCCAUCUGUCCGGUCAUGCUGGGUGAUGCUCGUCUAGCCUCCACUUUUGCCGACCAAAUGCUAACUCGUGGCAUCUAUGUGAUUGGCUUCAGCUAUCCGGUUGUGCCUCAGGGCAAGGCACGUAUACGUGUUCAAAUCUCUGCUGCCCACACGGAGGCGGAAAUCGAUCGUGCUGUCCAGGCCUUCAUUGAGGUCGGUCGCGGCCUAAAAGUCAUCCAGUGAGCUCUUCCGAAAGUGAGUGGAUCUAUGGAUCAAGUAUUUUUCUGCUGCAUUUAUAAUUAAUUCAAUGAAUCUGUUGGCAUUUACUAAUUGUAAUCGAUAUGAAAUAAAAAUCCAAGAAAUUCUGUAAAUAUCUGGAAUCCUAAUACAAAUACAA
Messenger RNA from Drosophila innubila, 1497 nucleotides. RefSeq names its product 2-amino-3-ketobutyrate coenzyme A ligase, mitochondrial (gene Gcat). The transcript has 4 exons. NCBI's taxonomy places the organism in Eukaryota, Metazoa, Arthropoda, Insecta, Diptera, Drosophilidae. Gene Ontology annotation, biological process: biosynthetic process; L-threonine catabolic process. Gene Ontology annotation, molecular function: pyridoxal phosphate binding; glycine C-acetyltransferase activity. The record is from RefSeq and is a predicted model, not a curated record. The coding region runs from base 81 to 1343 and encodes 420 amino acids.